CCAAGAUGUCUGCGCUCACAAAGUCGCUGACUUCGUCCGGCUGGAGGAUUUUAGCCGCGUGUGCGCGACAGUACUCUUCUCUCACAACCGAGCUGAUUGAAAACAUGGACAAGAAAGCCACCUGGGACCGCUUUUACACGGAGACCAACAGCAAGGCGCCCGCCUUCAGGAACUUUGAGUGGUUCUUCGGUUUCGAUUCGGUCCAGGACUUGAUCCUGCCCCUCCUGCGGACCGGGUCCCGUCCCGACGGCCUGCUGCAGGUCUUGGACCUGGGCUGUGGGACCUCGGCUUUAGGCCCGUCUGUUUACGCCCGCUGCUCCCUCCCCGUCCACGUCACCUGCGCAGACAUCUCCCCCGUGGCGGUGCGGCUGAUGCGGGAGCAGACGGCGGCGAGAUCCGUCCGGCCGCUGAACCUGUCCUCCCGGCUGGACUUUGUGGAGCUGGACUGCACUCAGCUGGACACGCGCUUCGCUGCGGACAGCGUGGACCUCAUACUGGACAAGGGGACCACAGACGCCCUGCUGAGGUCCAGGGAGGGCGGGGGGAAGGCCGACCUGCUGCUGAGGCAGUGCUUGAAAGCCCUGCGACGCUCCGGAUCCCUGCUGCAGUUCUCGGACGAGGACCCAGACGCCAGGCUGCCCUGGCUGGAGGCGGCGGCGGCGGCGGCGUGCGAUCAGGGGCUCGCGGGGCCACGUGUGGCGGUGCAAGAGGUCGGGGAGCUACGAGGGGUGUGUUACUACUGCUAUCAAGUGACCGCUCCACCCACUGCUUAACUGAGAGCAAUAAAGAAUCAGUCUACUGCUGAAUUAAAAUUCAGUUUUCACCAAGUUUGGUAUAAAACUAAAACACAUCCUGAAUGUAAUUCAGUGAUUUACAGUAACAGGUGCUGACAUCUGUUAUUACUUUUGAUGCACUGCCAUCCAGUGGUCGAUAAGAGUUACUGCAUCAUGUGGAGGACCAACAGCAUUUUAGGGAAAAAAACACAAAAAAACCAAAACAUAAAUGAAUUCCAAUCGAAGACGGGAAUUUAUAUAGAUUUGUAUACACAGUCCCUCACAAGACAAGUUGUUAUUGGAAGGAAAAAAAUGGGACAACCACUAAAAACACCAAAGAAUAUUAAAUCUAAUGUAUUUAUGAACGAAAACCAUGAAAAUCUCCUUAAUAUUUUCCACUCUGAUCUGUGUGGGUGUAUAAUUGAAAAUACCAGAAUGAAAAGCUGCUUAUCUCUGGAAAUGUGAAUAAAAUCUGUGGCCACCACACAUGUUUUUGACGCAAGAAUCUUUUUAUGUUGCAGACACAACACAUGCAGGA
This is a messenger RNA of Salarias fasciatus (jewelled blenny), 1311 nucleotides long. RefSeq names its product citrate synthase lysine methyltransferase (gene cskmt). The transcript has 2 exons. The coding region runs from base 6 to 773 and encodes 255 amino acids. Lineage: Eukaryota; Metazoa; Chordata; Actinopteri; Blenniiformes; Blenniidae. The record is from RefSeq and is a predicted model, not a curated record.